UGCAGAAAAGCGCGAGGAGAGAGAGCACGCGCAUGCACAGAGCAGGUAGCGCCGGAGCCCGCGAGAGCAGCUGCGGCGGCGGCGGCGGCGAGGAGCCAGCAGCUGCUCCCGACGACGACGGCGACGCCGACGAGGACGAGGACGGGGAUCGACAUUAGCUCGGUUCGCGCGAUCCUCGCUGCAACUAGUCUCGCGCUCGCUUGCUCGCGCGGCGGCAGGCGCGCGUCUAUCCAUCCUUGCCCGUGUAUACAUACACAUAUUAUAUAUAUAUAUAUAUAAUCGCGCAGUUACUGCUGCAGUAGUUAUUGAGGGAUAUCACCAAGACAAAAUGGGCCGCGCCAGGGAUCCACGGGGGAUCCAUGGAUCGUCGAGUUUGGCAGCUGGUCCGCUCGGUUCCCGGAGGACGGAGCUCAAGGGCAGAGCUUUACUCGCGCUCGGACUCGCGCUCGCCGUCCUCGGCGGUCUGCCGGAGGCUGCGCUCGCGAUCGACCUGAGCAGGCUUUACGGGCAUGCAGCUGUCAAGCGCAACAGCGGAGAAUCUUGCCAUCCGUACAAGCCGUUCAAAUGCCCAGAAGACAACACGUGCAUAUCGAUACAGUACCUGUGCGACGGAGCGCCAGACUGUCGCGAAGGCUACGACGAAGAUCCGCGGCUGUGCACCGCUGCUAAAAGACCACCUGUGGAGGAGACGGCGAGCUUUUUGCAGGCUCUGCUGGCCAGCCACGGGCCCAAUUACCUAGAAAAGCUGUUUGGCAGCAAAGCCCGGGACGCGCUGGAGCCCCUCGGCGGAGUUAACAAAGUUGCGAUUGCCCUGUCGGAAUCGCAAACGAUCGAGGACUUUGGAGCGGCGCUUCACCUGAUGCGAUCGGACCUCGAGCACCUGCGCUCGGUUUUCAUGGCAGUGGAGAACGGCGACCUCGGGCUCCUCAAGUCGCUCGGCAUCAAGGACUCGGAGCUGGGCGACGUCAAGUUCUUCCUCGAGAAGCUCGUCGACACGGGCUUCCUCGACUAGAACGAGAUCGACAACGGCAACAGGAACCGCGGUGACGGCCGCCAAGCCAGAGGGAAGCGCCUGCACGACAGGUUGUCAUCGCCGUCGAUAUCGCCAAGGCGUGAGUGGUCGGCUCUACGAUGCAAGUAAACAAAAUAACAAAACAAACGAAAAAAAAAAAAAAAGAACUGGAUAAUGUUGAGCCACUCCGAGUUUUUUACCCGAUCGUUGAGACAACAGUUUGCACGCGAAUGUACAUUAAAAUGGUCACGCUUUGCUGGUGGUUUUUACGCUUGCUUCGGGGUGAGCUUUCAGUUCUUCUAAUUGAUUGCUGAAAGGUCACUCCUGGGCGUGUAGUUCAUGUGUAGCUUUAGACGCGCUCUUAUCUGUGUCCAGAAAAAGGUGUACAGCACAAAGUGAGCUUAUUCGUGCAUGUUAUCGCGUACGUCAAAAAAAACAACAAAAGGAAAAAAAAAUGCGCCCCGAUCUUAUCCCUCUGAAUCACUAGCUGGGAAUAUGAUUGUUUUGCGUGUCUGAUUAUUAUUAUACCAGACGAGAAUCACCUAUACUAUAUACCAUACGAUGUGCUGAUUAUCAUCUAUAUUUAUUGUACGAAUCUUAUCGUAUAAUUUAUUGUCUAUGGCAGAUAAGCUGGUGUCUGAACUCGACUUUUGCCCCUCGAUUAUGUUUCAAUACUGUGAAAGAGCCAAGGUUGUCGGUACAAAUAAUUCACGGCUUUUGGGUUGAUCUAUUGACAUUUUAUUGCACUCGAGGAAAUAAAAUUUUUAAAAAGCUCGGUGUACCGAAGCAUCGAGCAAGAGUUGGUAUAAAUAAUAACACACUACGGAUUUUAGUCUGCAAAUCAUCGUGCAUUAUAUUGUAGAAGCAUGACGCGAUGGUUAAAAAAAAAAAAAAA
Copidosoma floridanum is the source of this 1907-nucleotide messenger RNA. RefSeq names its product IDLSRF-like peptide. Gene Ontology annotation, molecular function: protein binding. Lineage: Eukaryota; Metazoa; Arthropoda; Insecta; Hymenoptera; Encyrtidae. The record is from RefSeq and is a predicted model, not a curated record.